AGGGUGUUUGUGCAGUACGAUUGAAAAUGGCUCUCUUAAAACGAAAAGAAAGAGGAAAAACAUGUGGUAUAGGUGUGUUUGUAAGGCUCGACCAUCAACAAAGGGAAUAGAAGCAAUUAAAGGAGAAACAUAUAUGCAAAUGAAGUUGAAGAAAAAACUCGAUACAUUUGGUAUCAUUGCCUUGUUAUCGGUAGAUAUACCAAUGUGGAAUUUGAUCAAGUUUAGGCGGAUUUUAUAAGAGAAGGCCCAAUUAGGUUGGAAAAUACGAAAAGUUGACUUUGCUAAAUUAGAGGGAUAUGUACAAGUAUGUAUGCAUGUAGGACAACUGAUUUUAAGAAAGCAGCUAGCUCCCUGCACCCUCGGGUAGAGGAUCAUCCCACACUCCUCGCAUAAAGAAAAGUUCCCGUCGCCCAUUCAGAUCAACAGCCGAAAACCUAGGGUUCCGGUGAAGGUGAAACCAUGUGGAGACGAGCCUCUGCUAAGAUCUUAGCACUCCGAUUUGUUGCCAGACCUAAUCGUAUCGUUACCUCUUCACUAUCGCCGGCGACUCAUCGGCCAUCCGCCACUGUUAUCGCUCGUCACUAUUCAGGAAGCGUUUCUAAGAAAGUCGAAGAUGUGAUGCCUAUUGCGACUGGUCACGAGCGUGAGGAGCUUGAAGCCGAGCUUGAGGGACGGGAUAUUCUUGAUAUCAAUUUUCCUGAAGGUCCAUUCGGUACCAAGGAAGCUCCUGCUAUUGUGAAAUCUUACUAUGACCAAAGAAUUGUUGGUUGCCCUGGUGCAGAAGGGGAGGAUGAGCAUGAUGUUGUUUGGUUUUGGCUAAAGAAAGGAGAAACACAUGAAUGCCCAGUCUGCUCACAAUAUUUCAAGUUGGAAGUAGUGGGCCCAGGAGGACUUCCAGAUGGACUAGACGAGGAUGAACAUCAUCAUCACUGAUUGAAUUUUCCACCUUUAAAAAAAUAUGCCGGAAUAAAAAUCUGGUGAGAUUACUGCAGCAUCAGGAUUUAACAGGUCCUGUCUUUUGUUUUGUUAUGUUAUGUUUGUUUCAUAUAAUUUACUUUUAAACAUGUUGGUUUUUGGUCGAGAAGCAGAGCAUGCAUACGAUUUGAUUUUUCUUUGUGGAUUUUGGGGCAUGCUUUUUUCAUUUGAAUUGUGAAUGCCAUUGCUUGAAUGCAUUGAAAUAAUUAAUGGCUUAAAGCUUAGGCUCUUAGAGAUUCA
Lactuca virosa is the source of this 1215-nucleotide messenger RNA. The record is from the annotation of a GenBank genome assembly. Lineage: Eukaryota; Viridiplantae; Streptophyta; Magnoliopsida; Asterales; Asteraceae.